Messenger RNA from Eufriesea mexicana, 787 nucleotides. It is a transcript of the gene EMC7, whose product is annotated as ER membrane protein complex subunit 7. The transcript is spliced from 4 exons. Bases 1 to 672 code for a protein of 223 amino acids. Lineage: Eukaryota; Metazoa; Arthropoda; Insecta; Hymenoptera; Apidae. Gene Ontology annotation, cellular component: EMC complex. The record is from RefSeq and is a predicted model, not a curated record. Gene Ontology annotation, molecular function: carbohydrate binding.
AUGAUGAUGUAUAAAAUUGCUAUUUUUGUAUUUUUUAUUAUUGUCAAUAUAUCUAACAAAUAUGUAAUUGCCGAAAAUGAUGAAGAUAUAUCGACUGAUUUAUACGUUAUCGAGGGAAAAGUUUUUCCAUGGGAAAAUGGAGGCCCAAAUGGAUGGCAAUUAAUGACCCAUGUUAUGGCUAAUGGUGGAGAACAUUAUGGUUUCUUAAGAGAGGAUGGAACGUUUAUCAUUUCAAAUGUACCAUCAGGAUCAUAUGUAAUUGAAGUUGUAAAUCCAAAUUUUGUUUAUGAACCUGUAAGAGUAGAAAUUAACUCAAAAGGAAAAUUCAGGGCAAGGAAGGUCAACCUGAUUCAAACGUCACAAGUAAUACAGGUUCCAUAUCCAUUAAAAAUGAGACCUCUUACACCAUUCCGUUAUUUUCAAGUUAGAGAACAGUGGAGAGUAACAGACUUUUUAUUUAAUCCAAUGGUUUUAAUGAUGAUAUUACCAUUAUUAUUAAUUAUGAUUCUACCAAAAAUUAUGAAUGAUCCUGAAACUAGAAAGGAAAUGGAACAAUUAAAUAAUUUCACUAAUUAUAACAUGCCAGAAAUGUCUGAAGUAAUAACAUCAUUCUUAUCUGGUGGAGAAAAACAAAAAUCAAAAGCAGUAAAAGCUGCAAAGAAAAGGCAAUGAUUGAAAUGCCUGUAGGAUAAAUGUCUGCACUUUUAUUCUAGUAUUUUAAUUGUCAGUCAUAUCUUAGAAAAAAGUGUUAAACUUUUAUUUCUAUCUUUCUUUUAAUUAUCAUGUA